Messenger RNA from Hevea brasiliensis (rubber tree), 5352 nucleotides. Its product is annotated as 5'-3' exoribonuclease 2. The record is from RefSeq and is a predicted model, not a curated record. The transcript has 23 exons. The coding region runs from base 141 to 4766 and encodes 1541 amino acids. Gene Ontology annotation, molecular function: RNA binding; 5'-3' RNA exonuclease activity. Gene Ontology annotation, biological process: nuclear-transcribed mRNA catabolic process. Gene Ontology annotation, cellular component: nucleus. NCBI's taxonomy places the organism in Eukaryota, Viridiplantae, Streptophyta, Magnoliopsida, Malpighiales, Euphorbiaceae.
UUUACCGUCUCCCUCUUUUGGAAAUCGUUUGUUCCGAGAACCCUAGCAACCUAGCCGCACGCUGCUUCCAGCUAAUUCUGCAACACUUGCACCUAGUCAUACUGGACUCCAUAAUCAUAAUAGAUAUCAUAGAUUAGAAAAUGGGAAUUCCGUCUUUCUACAAAUGGUUGACGGAUAAGUAUCCGCGUAUGGCGGUGGACGUCAUCGAAGAACGUCCGAGGGUGGUGAACGGCGUUGCUCUUCCAGUCGACGUGUCUCUUCCCAAUCCAAAUGGCUUCGAAUUCGAUAACCUCUAUCUCGACAUGAAUGGCAUUAUCCACCCUUGCUUCCACCCUGAAGAUUUGCCGGCCCCCACGACCUAUGACGAGGUUUUCAAAUACAUUUUCAAGUACAUUGAUAGGAUCUUCUCCAUAGUUAGGCCUCGCAAGCUUUUAUACUUGGCAAUCGAUGGUGUUGCUCCGCGAGCUAAGAUGAAUCAACAACGAUCAAGGCGUUUCAUGGCUGCUAAAGAAGCAGCUGAGAAAGCCUUGAAAAUGGAAAAAUCUGAAGAAAAACCUGCCCUUUCAGAGCAACUAAAGAAGAUGGACUCAAAUGUAAUCACACCUGGAACUGAGUUCAUGGCUUUAUUGUCAUCGGCACUUAGGUAUUACAUACGGUUGAGGAUGAAUGGGGAUUCAGCCUGGCGGGGAAUAAAGGUCAUUCUCUCUGAUGCCAAUGUACCUGGUGAAGGGGAGCACAAGGUAUUGUCUUACAUCCGAUUGCAAAGAGAUUUGCCUGGAUACAAUCCAAAUACACGGCAUUGCUUGUAUGGAAUGGAUGCUGAUCUGAUCAUGCUUGCAUUGGCUGCACAUGAAGUCCAUUUCUCAAUUCUAAGAGAGUAUGUUUACAGAAGAAGAGAAAAGGUCAGUUCUUUGAGUAAAGGGAAAAAGGGUAAAUCCAAGAAAGGAAAUGCAAAUCAAACUUGGAAAAAAGGAAAUGCAAAUUUAGCAAAGAAGGGGAGGAUUGCUGAGAAUUUAGAUGAUUACAUCUUGGGGCUGAAUUUUGAGUUUCUAAACAUAUGGGUUUUGAGGGAGUAUUUAGAGUAUGAUAUGAGCAUCCCAGGCUUGACAUUUGAGACAGAGCUGGAGCGGCUGAUUGAUGAUUUUGUCUUAAUGUGCUUGUUUGUUGGAAAUGAUUUUCUGCCACACUUACCAACUCUGGCAAUAUCUGAGGGCGCUAUUGAUUUGCUCAUGAUGGUGUACAAGAAGGAAUUUGUGAAAAUGGGUGGUUACUUGACAGAUUCUUUUCAGAUAAAUUUGGCACGUGUGGAGCAUUUUAUACAAGCUGUGAGUUCAUAUGAAGGCGCAAUCUUUAGGAAAAGGAGCCAGAUAAUGAAAGAGAAGAAACAGCGCUUUUUAAAUAGGAAGCUCGCAAAAUUGCUGCAGAAUGAUCGUAAUUCACAUUCCACAAGUCAUGGAUCUUCACCUUCAGUGGAAGAAUCUGGAGGCAUGAAUUUUGAAGACUCAAUCCACCGUUUAUCCAAGGAAGCAGAUAUUUUAGCUGACAAGAUGAAACUGGGAGAAGAUGAUUGGAAAGAAAGAUAUUAUGCAAAAAAGUUUGAGGCCAAGACCAAAGAUGAGCAAGAGAGAGUUCGGAGGCAUGUGGUUUUAAAAUAUAUAGAAGGGAUUUGUUGGGUCAUGAGGUACUACUACCAUGAAGUGUGCUCUUGGCAGUGGUUCUACCCUUAUCAUUAUGCACCAUUUGCGUCAGAUUUUUACGGUCUUGAUCAGUUGGAAAUUCACUUCACACUUGGAGAACCUUUCAAGCCAUUUGACCAAUUAAUGGCUGUAUUGCCUGCUGCAAGCGCAUGUGCUCUUCCCUUAUCUUACAGGAAAUUCAUGACAGAUGCAUCGUCUCCUAUACUGGACUUUUAUCCUUCUGAUUUUAGGCUUGAUUUGAAUGGAAAACGUCGUAAAUGGCAGGCAGUUUGCAUAUUGCCAUUCAUUGAAGAGUCCCGUCUUCUUUCAGCAGUUGCUCAAGUGGAGCACGAAUUGACGGAUGAUGAAAGACAGAGAAACAGUUUGGAUUUGGAUAUCCUAUUUGUUCAUAUUUCACAUCCUCUGGCCGAUAUUAUAAUUCAAUUUUCUAAGCAGAAUUGUCAUCCUAAUGUGUUACAGAAAAUUGACCCAAAAAUCAGCGGUGGAAUGAAUGGAUUUAUUUGUAAUUCUGAUAAAUCUGUGUGGCCUGCGGAAGUAUAUUCACCAAUUGAAAGCAUGCAGAUGAUUGCAAAUAAUGAAGUCAUAUCUAUCUCAUACAAGUACCCAGUGUUUCAUUGUCAUAUCUCAAAACUACCAGAGGAAGUGAUCUUGCCUGGCAAGUCUGUGGGCGAACAGGAAAUUUCACCACCACAUAUUUGGCAUGAGACAGUUGUUUCCAAAGGGGUAUCUUCUAGAAGGCCAAUCCCAAAGUCCAUUUCAGGUCCCCAUCUGGCAAAUUUGGCUCAUCGACUUGUGUCUUCGUGUUAUCCCGCCAAACAAGAAGAUAUCUGUGGAUACAAGGGACCUGGUUUCCGUGUAGAUGCAUAUAGAUUGGGGGGAAUCCGAACAAAAGUUAAUGCCUGGAAAAAGAAAUGGAGCAAAGAUAAUAAGAACUUCAUUGAUGACAGAUUUAAAGAAAGAAGAAGUGAAGGUGAAGGUGUUCCACACAACACAGAGAAAUUGAAGCAGAGCAUUCUUAGUGAACGGAGAGAUGGUAACCAUGCAGGUGAUGAUGGAGUUAAGGAAAUAAGAAUAGAAAUUCAAUCUAAAAAAGCGAAAAGGAGAUUAAGGAAAAGAAAACGGAGUGAAGGUUUUGGUGUCCCAGAUAACAAUGUUGUGGAGUUGGAGCAUUCCAUUCAUAGGAAUCACUCAAAAUGUGAGACUCAGAAAAUGGAUAAAUGCACCAAUGUUGAGAAGCUAGGGAGUUGCAUUGUCGGGGAGAAGAGGCAAGGUUAUGAUGUUCAUGUAGGCACAGAAGGGGAAGUGGAAAUAAAGAAACAGGUGAAAUCCAAGAAAAGAAAACGAAGGUCUAGUAGAAGGAGACAGAUUGAAGCUGAUGAUAUCUAUGCUUUUAGGGAACAAAGAAGCCAUGCAAGUGACCAGCUUGGAAAGCAGAUAGAUGGCAAUGCUCAUAAGGUAGGAGCUAAUGGACUAGAAAUACAGCCUUCAAUUGAACUGGAAGCACAAGCACAAAUCAAAUCCAAGAAGAAGAAACGGAGAUCAAAAGCAAGAAACAUCCUAAACAACAGUCUGGAGCAAUUGGAGUCUUGUGUUCUGAGCAAGCAAGUUGGCUGUGAUGGUAAUGUUGUAGGUGCAAGUGGACUGGUGGCCCUCUCCAAUGGAAAGGAAAAGAAACAGAUUGAUGGCAGCCCAAAUAACAGUCUUGACAAAGUGGAUGUUGGUGUUUUAGAGGAACCAGGAGGUGGUUCUAGUGACCAUGUUGGUGUGGGUGCAGCUGCAGAAAUUAAUACAGCAGUCAAAUCCAGGAAGAGGAAACCGAGAUCCAAGAAAAGGAGAAAAACUGAAGAUCAUGCUCUCCCCAUGUUGGAGUCUAGUGUUCUGAGCAGCUGUGAUGGUAACAUUGUAGGUGCAAGUGGACUGGUGUCCCCCUCCGAGGGCUCGGAAAAGAAACAACUUGAUGGCCUCCCCAAUAAGAAGAGUCUUGAGAAAGUUGGGGUUGGUGUUUUCAGGGAACAGGAAGGUGGUUCUGGUGACCAUGUUGGUGUAAUUGCAGCAGCAGAAAUUAAUACAGAUAUCAAAACCAGGAAGAGGAAACCGAGAUCCAAGAAAAGGAGAAAAAUUGAAGAUCAUGCACUCCCCAUAUUGGAUUCUGGUGUUCUGGGCAAGCGGGUUGGCUGUGAUGGUAACAUUUUAGGUGCAAGUGGACUGGUGGCCCCCUCCAAUGGGUUGGAAAAAGAACAACUCGAUGGCAUCCCAACUAAGAGUCUUGAGCAAGUUCGGGCUGGUGUUUUCGGGGUACAGGGAGGUGGUUCCUGUGACCAUGGUGGUGUAGGUGUUGCAGCAGAAACUAAUACCAAUGUCAAAUCCAGGAAGAGGAAACCGAGAUCUAAGAGAAGGAGAAAAAUUGAAGAUAAUGCUCUGAGCAAGCCGGUUGGCUGUGAUGGUAACGUUGUAGGUGCAAGUGGACUGGUGGCCCUCUCCGAGAGGUUGGAAGAGAAACAACUAGAUAGCAUCCCGAAUAACAGUCCUGUGGAAGUGGAGGCUGUUGUUUUCAGGGAACGGGGAGGUGGUUCUGGAGACCAUGUUGGUGUAGGUUCAGCAGCAGAAAUUAAUAGAGAGGUCAAAUCCAGGAAGAGGAAGUCGAAAUCCAAGAGGAGGAAAAAAAUUGAAGAUCAUGCUCUCCCCAUGUUGGAUUCUGGUGUUCUGAGCAAGCAGGUAUGCUGUGAUGGUAACAUUGUGGGUGUAAGUGGACUGGUGGCCUCCAAGUGGCCGGAAAAGAAACAACUCGAUGGCAUCCCAAAUAACGGUCUUGAGGAAGUGGAAGCUGGUGUUUUCAGGGAACAGGGAGGUGGUUCUGGUGACCAUUUUGGCGUAGGUGCAACAGUGGAAAUUAAUACACAAAUCAAAUCCAAGAAAAGGAAACCGAGAUCCAAGAAAAGGAGAAGUGAGGAUCAUGCUCUCCCCAUAAUGGAAUCUGGUGUUCUUAGCAAGCAUGUUGGGUGUGAUGGUCAUAUUGUAGAUGCAAGCGGACCAGCUGGCCACCUUCAAUACGGAGAAAAAGAAACUUGAUGGUAUCCUGAAUGAUCUAGGAAGUGGAGGCUGGUGUUGUCAGGAAAGAGGGAGGUGGCUUUGUUGACCACGUUGGUGUAGGUGCAGCAGCAGAAAUUGGUAAAGAAGCCCAAUCCAGGAAGAGGAAAGAGAGAUCCAAGAAAAGGAGGAUUGAAGAUGGUGCCUCUCCCAAAUGGCAUCUAGAAAUUGGAUGGUCUCGUCUUUGUGAGCAGAGAAAGUGAUCCCAUCUAUUACAAUUUUGAGAAUUUGAUAGCUGGAUUGCUUGUUGAAUUAUAGACGUGGCUCUGCACUGUAGGGCAUUGUCAUUACAAAGAAAGUUUGGCAGCAGAAAUGAGGUCUGAUUUUUUUAAAAGCAGAUAAUCUGAGUGGAACCAAAUUUGUGUUGCACUUAAAUGAUGUGGGAAGCCAAAUCUGUAUUCUAAUAUUGCGAGUGUGCCUCCGGGUGCACCUCGAAAGCUUAUAGAUUCAUUUGUUGGAUUCUGGUUUUGCUCUUUAUUAGAAAGAAAACUGGAAAAGAAAACUUUUCAUUUGAAAAGUUUUAAACUCAGUGAACUGAAUGAUUUUCAAGCAAUUCGCAGUUGCAUCA